Messenger RNA from Melanaphis sacchari, 3593 nucleotides. It is a transcript of the gene pan, whose product is annotated as protein pangolin, isoforms A/H/I/S. Gene Ontology annotation, cellular component: beta-catenin-TCF complex. The coding region runs from base 32 to 2635 and encodes 867 amino acids. The record is from RefSeq and is a predicted model, not a curated record. NCBI's taxonomy places the organism in Eukaryota, Metazoa, Arthropoda, Insecta, Hemiptera, Aphididae. Gene Ontology annotation, biological process: regulation of transcription by RNA polymerase II; canonical Wnt signaling pathway. The transcript has 10 exons. Gene Ontology annotation, molecular function: DNA-binding transcription factor activity, RNA polymerase II-specific; RNA polymerase II cis-regulatory region sequence-specific DNA binding.
GUGCGAUAUGUCCGCCGCUAGGAAGUAACUGAUGAUGAAGAUGAAAACUAGAAAGCAAGUCUUUAUAAAAAAACCAGUCAAAGUUCGAAUCGCUAGCGAAGCUGAUAUUAUUAAGAAACUGGAAAUUUGGUACACGCGAUGGACGAAGAGUAUUGGGCGACCUCUUACUCCACUAAACCUGAAGAAAAAGACCAUAAUGCUAUUAAAAACGCUCAGAGUGUCUACAGAUAUCAUAUCUAUAAUCACGCUAGAUUGGAUUAAAAAGUUUAUGAAGAAUCGAGGUAACUUGGAAGGGUAUGAUGAUGAUGAAAUCUAUGCUGGACUAUUGAUUCCUUUUGAUGUCAAUGGUAUUCCUGAUGUUACAUUUAACACUACCAUAAAUCCAGACCGAAAAGUGUGGCUACUGAUGGCCGGAAACAAAAGUGGAAGACACAGGACCAGAGUAUUGGUUAUAGGUAAGAGAUGGAGACCUCCUUGUAUGGAAACUGUCAAUAUGUUGGGUCAACCAGUGAUAUAUGCAGGGGGGGGUGAUGGUUUUCCUACACAAGAUUUAUUUAAAUGGUGGUUCGAAACAGAAUUUUGUCCAGCUGCUCUAUCUAUCAAUUCAAAAGCUGUGUUGGUUAUGGAUAAAGCAUCUUUUAUUCCAGAGAAGUGUGAAUAUAACGGAGUUUCUUUACAAAAUCACGACGGAGAUUCAAUUUCUAAAUCUACAUUAUUUAUUGAAUUCAAAGCUACAUACACAGCUCUACUUCUUACUCAGGCAGCUUUAGAUCAACAAUCCGAACGAUCAAUACAAAGGUUUUUGGAAAAAUACACGUUAAAAGACGCAUUUAUUUUAUUACAUAGAGCUUGGUUACAAGUCACCACAGAAUCGUUUUCGACUUGUUGGAAAAAUUGUGCAUAUACAUCAGCACUAAAAGGUAUUAUUUUGGGUGUGCAGUGGUUAGCUCAUGAUCUUGGACUGGAAGUAUCUGACGAAGACAUGUUACUUUGGAUUUUAUCUAACCCUGUGGAAUUUACUGAACCGGAAAAUUUAUCUACGGAUUCUGAGGACAUUGAAAUUCCACCUUCCGCUACUCAAACAGUGGAUUACUUAAAAAAGGCGUUAUUAUGGGUCGAAACUCAACCACUUGAACCGUCGUUUGUUAUUGCGAUAAGGGAUUUAAUAACUUAUGCUAAACAGGCAAGCAAGAUCGGUUUAGGACCAGCCCAUCCGUUCUUUUGCCACAACGGCGAGCAGCUGGGUACCCAACCACCACCCGCCCAUAUGGGCAUACCUCCUUACCAACUUGACAAAGCACCCGGACUUCCAAGGCCUUCUAUGUACCCAUUUCCCACAGGCCAGUACCCUUACCCAUUAUUAAGUCCAGACAUGUCACAAGUUGCAGCCACAUGGCACACACCGGCUAGUAUGUACCAUCAGAUCUCAUCGGCUGGAACUGGUUUCAGAGGAUCCUACCCACCUUCUUUAGGAACAAGCCUUACUAGUGAGCUGUAUAGGUUUUCACCAACGGGACUGAUGAGUGGUCCUUCACCUCAUCAUCAUUUAUCCCAUCAUACCCAUCAUUCUCAUCCUGCGAUUGUAACUCCAGGAGUGAGACAAGAUCUGCAUACGGAUUCUAAUCACAGGCCGCAAAACGAUCAUAGUAAAAAUUCUUCGUGCUCAGACGGUUCCAAGCACCACGAUACUGUCCAAAACAGUAAUAACCAAGAUAAGAAGAAGCCUCACAUAAAGAAACCUCUGAAUGCGUUCAUGUUGUACAUGAAAGAAAUGAGGGCAAAGGUGGUGGCGGAGUGUACGCUCAAAGAGAGUGCAGCGAUCAACCAGAUAUUAGGGCGACGGUGGCACUCUCUGUCGCGAGACGAGCAGGCCAAGUACUACGAGAAAGCGCGCCAGGAACGACAACUCCAUAUGGAACUGUAUCCUGGUUGGAGCGCUCGGGAUAACUAUGGAUACGGCGCCAAGAAGAAGAAACGGAAGAAAGAGCGCGUACCGGUCAUAGAUGCUGGCUCAGGAGGUAAUAACAGCAUGAAAAAAUGCCGUGCAAGAUACGGACUCGACCAGCAGAGCCAGUGGUGUAAACCUUGCAGGCGCAAAAAACGUUGCAUACGGUACAUCGAGAGCGGCGGCGACUCGGGCAACCAGUCGGACGACAACCAGUCGACGGGCAGCUUGGGCCACUCGGACAACGAGGAGGCCGACUCGGCGUCCAGCCCUGGCGGCCUGAGCGCCCUGUCCAGCCUGACCAGCCCGGGCAUGCUAACGCAGGCCAGCCUGUCCCCGGCCACGCCGCUCACGCCGCACGUGUCCGAGUACGAGUGCCCGCCGAUGGCGGCGCGCAUGCCGCUGGCCGUGGUGGUGCCCACCAGGCACCACCAGCCGGUCGGCACCAACCCGCACGACAUCAACAACCCGCUCAGCGUCAACCAGCUGACGGGCGGCGUCGUCAACAACAAGUGCCAUAACAACCCCAGGGAGCAACACCAGCACCAGCAGCAGCAGCAGCAGCACCAUCAGCAUCAGCAGCAGAACGAUCUGAAAACCGUGCCCAACAACCCGAACAACCAGCCCGAACAACAACAACGCCCCAACAAUAACAGCAACCGGACGCUGCCCGCCAUCAGCGUGACGUAGCGAAGCGCCCGGGCGGCAGUUUGCUUGAUAACGAUGUAGUGAUAAUAAUGUUGUUGUUACGUGGUGUAUGCUACGAUACUAUAUUAAAUAUGAUGUUUUUUAUUAUUAUAAUUAUAAUUAUUAUUAUUAUUAUUAAUAUUAUCGACCCACCCGCUCAAUUUAUCGUAUAGUUUUUCUUGUUAUUCUCCGCGCGACGACGAUAAUAUGCGCGCGCGCACGAUACGAACGACAUAUUAUUUGAUAUUAUGAUGUAUUACGGUUGUACACGACGUUUGUGAUUUGAUGUCAGAUUUGGCGCGAUGUAGCGUACCUGCCGAUAACGAUACCGCGCGUUUUGGGGAGGAUCGUCAGGGGUGACCAAAACGGGGAAAAUAUAAAUACCGCACGAGACGGACGUUCGCCGCGGUCCGCGGUUGGACAGCGACGACGACGACUUACGCCUAUAUUAUAUACUUACACUUGGACCGUGUAUUAUUGAAUUCGUUUGAAACGAGAGAUAAAUGUUAAAAUCAUCGUCAUCAUUAUUAUUAUACUAUUAUUUUUAUUAUUAUAUUGAUAUUAUUGUAUUGCCAUUUCGAGAAUCUUUUUAUAGAAUCCCUUUGUGUAGGUACCUCAAAGACUAAACGCAAUUGUUUUUUUUUUUUUAUUAUUAUUAUUAUUAUUAUUUUAAUUAGUUCUUAAUCAUAUUAUGUCGUGUGUGUAUGAUAUUGUUCAUGAUGUAUUAAACGAUGUUUGUUCGCCGCUAAAAGUCGAAAUAAAAAAAAAGCAAAACGCCCCCUCACCCCGCCCACGCGAUAAUUAGAAACGAAUACACGUUACUUCGUCGUUGUUAUUACUUAUUAUCAUUGUUCAUUUGUGCGACGGUCGAAGCUUCAGAACGUCAUUUCCAAUAACAAUAUUAUUGUUGUGUUUCACAUGAUUUUUAACGAUUUAUAUAUAUAUAUAUAUAUAUAUAUAU